CCGCGGGCCCGUUGCUACCGUUACGGGGGGCUUGUUUUACGGGGUCCUUCCCGCCGCAGGGCGGAGCUGCGCUGUAGGCAGCGCUAGGGCGUCUGGCAGCGGGGGCGCAGCCUGGGAUCGGGGGGCGCUUCUGCGAAAUGAACCGAAGUGAAACAGCAGCCUCGAUUGUUUGACUAGUGUGUGCAAGGCCCCGAGAGAUCGCCACGCCUCUGGGAGCUGUGGUGGCCGGCUCAGGAAGGCCUCCCUAGUUUGUUGUAGCUGAAGAAAAAUGAUGGAAGAGAGUGGAAUAGAGACGACCCCACCUGGCACUCCCCCACCAAGCACAGCAGGGGCAGUAGCUGCUGGUAUCACCAUUGCCGCCACCACCACACCUGUCUCAUUAGCUUUGUCCAGUUCUCUCACUGCUCCAGACAUAUCCCCUCUCCCAUCUUUCCCUCCUCAAUCAUUCUCCACACCUCUACCACCCCUAGUGUCUUCACUUCCUCCUAUGAGGUCGUCCGCGCCUUUGCCAUUUGUGCCUUCUGCAACAGUUUCAACUAUUGCACCCCCUUUAACUCCUGCCCCACCUCCUAUUACCCCUCCAACCGCUUCAGCUUUUAGCGGUGCCAUGUCCCAUUUCUCAACACCUCCUCCCCUAAGCUGUAUUCCUAGCCCUAACCUUUCUGCACCUCCCACGGCACCCCCCAUUUCAGGAUUUUCCAUUGCUUCAUCCUAUGACAUUACCAGAGGUCAUGCUGGGCGAGCACCACAGACCCCACUGAUGCCGUCGUUUUCUGCACCUUCAGUCACAGGUGUCUUGACAAAUCCUGUUACUCAACAAACAACUUUCCCAUCCUCUCUGAUGCCUGGAACUGGAAGUGGCUCUGCAAUAACUUUCCCAGAGGAGCAUGAAGACCCCAGAGGAGUUGGCAUACAGAAUGAAGCAUCUGCUGGAGGCCUCUGGGGAUUUAUAAAAGGUGUAGCUGGGAAUCCUAUGGUAAAGUCGGUGCUUGAUAAAACAAAACACUCAGUAGAGUCCAUGAUCACCACGCUGGAUCCUGGCAUGGCUCCAUAUAUCAAAUCUGGGGGAGAACUGGACAUAGUGGUUACCUCCAAUAAAGAAGUAAAAGUUGCUGCCAUUCGAGAUGCUUUCCAAGAAGUCUUCGGAAUGGCCACAGUUACAGGAGAAGCUGGACUGUCUAACAUUGCACCACAACCUGUGGGCUAUGCAGCUGGAUUAAAAGGAGCUCAGGAAAGGAUAGACAGCUUGCGUCGGACUGGAGUGAUACACGAGAAACAGCCUGCUGUGUCUGUAGAAAAUUUCAUCGCAGAAUUGCUUCCUGACAAAUGGUUUGACAUUGGAUGUCUGAUUGUUGAAGAUCCAGUCCAUGGGAUUCAUCUAGAAACUUUUACCCAAGCGACACCAGUGCCUCUGGAAUACAUUCAACAGGCUCAGAGUCUCACUCCCCAGGACUACAGUCUAAGAUGGUCAGGUCUUUUGGUGACAGUUGGUGAAGUGCUGGAGAAGAAUUUACUGAAUAUCAACAGGACUGAUUGGCAUGUGGCAUUCACUGGUAUGUCCCGUCGACAAAUGAUCUACAGUGCAGCCAAGGCUAUAGCAGGAAUGUACAAACAACACUUACCACCCAGGACCAUUUGAAAGAAGCUUGACUCAUCACACUGAGUACUGUUUUUCUGUUCGGCUUGAUAUGAAGGAAAAGAUUGCAGCUUCUGCCAAUAUUCAAGUCCUCAGUGGAUACAGCACAAUUUUGUAAUCUACCUGUCAACUGUAAUUUUUUUCUUUUAAAAAAAAUGAAGGUACUGUUCCAAUAAUGGAAAUGAACAACUCCAAUUUUUAGUAAUCCAGUAUAAUUAAUGAGAAGGGAAUUAGAUGCAAACAGAUACAUUUAUAGCAGGGCCAAAUAGCAUUAAAAUUUGUAAGGUGGAAUGCAUUUUCAUUUCAGACACUUAACUUAAUAUUUUAUUUACUCAAGUAUAACUUUUUAAAAGGGGGUGAGGGUACAAAUAUUAUCUUUUGCAUUUCAGUCGAGGCACUACCCUGUAUUUUCUAGAUGUCUAAAUUUUGGAAGUAUUUAGCACUUCAUAGGGUUGGCCCCUAUGUGUGCAUGAUCUCAGAACUGUUGCUGAGUAGUUCUAAAGCAUCUUAAAAGUGAAUAACCAAGGAAGGGCAUAAGUCCAUGCUCAAAUAUAUCCAAGGUGUGGGCCAAAAUAACUUUGAAUUUUCAUCUUCCAUACCUCUUUAAAAAAACAAAAACUUUUUCUGAAGUAUGGUCCAAGACAACUCCCCUGGAAACCAGUGAAUUAGGCACUUCAUACACAUGAAAAUGUGUCAACAACUCAGUAUAACACAAUUCACUUACUCCAGCAUUUAUUUACAUACAGUCAUCCGGGGUACAUAACACAAGCUCUUAUGUAAUUUUCUUUAUCAGUUUUCAUCUACCACACGUUAAUAUAGCAAACUGUGACAUUCAUACGGUUUGCUCUGCCAUUCUAUAUUUUCCAAAGCAGGAAUAGACUCCUGCAUGGUGUGAUAGGUGUCGUUGAUUCACUGCUUCUCCUAUAUAUCUGUCCUUCAUAGCUGAAGAUACCCCAUAUCUAUGCUCAAAGAUAAUCCUAAAUCUCUAUUCAGAAAUACAGAAGUUAUUGUAAAAGAACAUUUUGAUAAUAGGUUUGUUUUAAAAACAAACAAUGAAUUCUUUGUUUGCCUUAAACACUAGCUUUUCAGCUUGAACUGCUCUGCCUUAUCUUUUGUAGAUGCUUUCAAAGAACAUUUUUAUAUGCCAUAUACUGUCUAGCCAACUUCUUAUAUUUGUACCCAGUGAAAACCUGUCCUUUUUCCAAGUAAUAUAUUUUGCCAUAAUUGGCUCAGUGUAAAUUAAUAUUAAAUAAACAUUUUUCCUACAGAAUUAAACCUUUUUCAUUUAAGAUUUUUUAAAAUAGUUUGCUUGAAUGAGUGUAACUUUUACUGUGUCUUACACAGGCCAUUUGUAUAACUGGUAUGUAGUGACACAGCAUAGCUUGUUAUCUGAAAAUAGAAACCUACUAGUUCAAUAUUUUUGGACCAAGAGCUCAAAAUAAGAGAGGGAAGUGGGCACGAACAAGCUCUUUAUUUUCUUCGCUGCUCUGAGUCUCUAAACCAUUCGAUCUCAUGCCCUCUUUUCUUUCUCAAAUUUAGAGUAUUUGACCUCUUCCCCAGGAAAAGUGGGGCUUGGAUAAUAUAGUGAUGAAGACCACAGAGGUAUCUAGAAAGACUUUUCAUGUGGAGUCCGAGGUGUCUCUUCCCUCUUCAUGAAUCUUUUGAAAAUAACUGAAUAAUAAAAGAAAAUCAAGAAUCUGAGAUAGUAUCAUGAGAAGAAAAUCAAGCAAAUGAAAAUCACUCCAGAAACAGAGUCAGUUUUAUGUCUUACACAAUCUCUUACAGAAUGAGUGUGUCUCCAGUCAAUUUUAUUUGUACCACGACUGUAGCAGGCAACAUGUUACCUGGAAAAUAUUUUCAGCAAAGAUGGUAAACUGCUGCUAUGUCUAAUCCUGUCUGUAAGAGCAGCCUGGCCUUUUCCAUCAUAAUCCAGAAAGAUGGUACAGGAACCUCUUGUCUGCCAGUCUUCAGUAAGGGCAUCUUUGCCCUUUCAAUUUAUGGAUUUUUUUUUUUCUUGAAUACACGUUGUGAAAAAUGUUUGUUGCUCUUUUUCCCCAAGGUGGAGGUAAAAGAUUCUAAUACUCAAUGGGGUUACAUGUCCAGGCAUGAAUCAGACAGCCUAUUUCAAUUUUAAUAGGCUACCUUGUUUUUCUCCUGGACCUUUUUGUCCUCUCUCCUGACAGUUGUCACCAUGAUGAAGUGAACCGCUGCUAAUUUUUCAGCACCUUACUCACAAUGACAGCUGCUCAAGAAUGGGUGGCCGUGACAUCUACUUCCUAUGAUACUACUUGGUAGGAUUGAAGUUGCCCAACUGCCUGACCCAGGUUAUUUGUGUAGUGUAUAGCACUGUUAUAACUCUUUACCUCCAAGAGUUCAUCACCAUACAAAACAGUCAAGAGUCUGCUAUGCCAGUGCGGUCUCUGAAUCCCCAGUGUCAGUUGCUUCUUCAAAUGUUCCAAGAGCAUAGCUCCAAAAUUCUGGGUAGAUGGUAAUUUUUUAAAAGGAUGCCACUCAUUCAGACUAGGAAUUCCCUACUAGUUUUCUGGACAAAAAGUCAAACCACUAACCGUUUCUUCUCAAAUGGGGUAUUAAACUCUGAACAGUUGGAGUGUAUGAGGCAGGAGCAUAUAUUCUCUGUGGAAUGCAAGUAGUUCCACAGUGAGAUCAAACACAUUCUCGACUGCUGCUAGAAAAAGGAAGCACUGAAACUGCUUGUCUGUAAGGCAAGCUCCCUGCACUGUGCUCUGAAGCCUGACAAAUUAGGCUAUAUUGGACCAGCGUGGGAGCCCACUGCGGAGUCUGAGCCCUUAUAAGAAACACCUUGCUAGCUGCUCCAAUUCCUCUGUUACAUCAAGGGGGAUCUAUGAUCAGCUCUUCUGCUGAUAGUAACUGGGACUGUAUCAUGGGGGAAGUGAGGGGGUCUCUCAGGUGAACAAUAUGAUGGCCCACAAUUCUAAAUUAACACAGUUCUUUAAGAAUAAAUGUGCUUGCUUAUAAGGUAAAAGCAUUACAGAGAAAACAUUAAAAACAACAAAAGAACCUACACCCAUGCUAAAAAGCUUACCCCAGGUCACCCCAAGUCUACCUUCGGGUUCUAGUAGGUGUCAGUCCUUAAAAACCUUUAACUGGGUUUUCCUUGUGGUUAAAAGUUCAUAACUGUCUUAGGUUCAGAACCGGAUCAACCAUGAAUAGUUCAGUCUUGACUUUAUACAGCUUGGGCCUUUGAUCCUGGCCUCAUGUGAUAGGUGAUCAGCAGACAGGUGAUCAACAGACAAUGAUCCCCUCUGCAGGUAUAGCUUCAAAAGGCUGCAUUCACCUCCCUUCAGAUAUUCCCCUGGAGAAAACUCGUUUUGUUCCAAAAGUCCAUUAGUGUCUGUCACAUUGUUCAGCAGAGUCCUUUGAACCCCUCCCCCAGUGUCUCAACUGUCACAUCUCCUCCCUUGAGAGGUUAUAUACAACACUGGUUCACAGUAAUACAUAAACUAUUCAUUUAAUACCAUGGACCCCAAAGAUACUUAAACUUAAUUUAAUAACGUCUUCUAACAACAUUUUAGGAAACUGCCAUCUGUCACUUCUACUAUGCUGCCAUUAAUUACAAUUAAUUGAUAAUGAAAACUUUAAAACAAAGACAAAAACAAUGUGUGGUGCUUGUGAAUAACUUGUGAAAACAUGACCAUCACUUUGCAACUCCCAGCUCUCUCGUACUAGUUACGCUGUCUCAAAAUGGAACAGUUCCUGUUAUCGCUAAGAUUCUUUGUUGGGAUUUUCUCUGUACUAUGGUUGGAUUCCCUAGUUUUGACCCUAAUUUUCUUCAAGCUUCUUUAGCAAGAAGCACAACAUGAGAUUAAAGUCAUUGCCUCUGUUCUGAUGACAUCUGAUUUGCUCUGUUUUUAACUUUCCUUUUUUAGUUUCCAGUACUUCUGUCAUUCCGUUUUGUCUAUAUUUUUUUCUCCCCGUCUCCUCCCAAACAGUCACUUCUCUUAUUUUGUUCUUCUUUAAACUUUUCUUUAUAUAACUGAUCAUACCAUUCAACAUUCAACGGAAGUCCUGCUGCUGUCACUAUAUCUUCCUCAGAUACUUUCGUACUCUCUCAGGCUGCCAUUCUGAACCUUCUGAUAUCAUCACUUCCUCCUACUGUUGACAUGAACCCAGUCAUUCCACUUACUCAUUGAAGCAGGGGCUCUAUGUAUCAACUGAGAAUGCAAGUUGCCCCUCCCCUCUCUGUUUUUGCAUUCAGCAUUUAACAUCAAUGUAUGUGGAUGUAGCAUUCAAAGCAAGAUGUUAAAUGUUUCCUAUCUUGCCUGGUGUGUUUUUUCCCCCUCUGUCUGAUUCUUUUUAUUAUGUAUUUGAAAAGGUAUUCAAGGGCAGAAAGGAACCACUGACACUCCUAGUGAAUUCUACCUAUUCCUAUUUAAUGUUCCCAAACAUUUGGAGCCAUAAAUCAAAGGAGUAUUUAUGGUGUAAUUUUACCAUAGAAGGGACUGCAGUCUGGGAUAUUUUCACAUUUGUGAAGUUUUCAGUGAAUUAAAGACUUAGACCAAAGGAUGCACCCUCUGCUUCUAACUAACAUCUUUUUAAAAGGCAAUUUUUAAUAAUCUCAUCAGAUUGUCUUACUUACAUGUAUUAAAACUCAUUUGUAUUGUUUAAGUGUAACAAAUCCAUGGCUACCCAUAACUUUAUGGUUGUCACUAAUGCUACAGACUUUUUGAUUGUUUAGCACUUUGCAGUGCCAGAGAAGCUAGGAUUCAUGCUCUAAAAAACACAGGCCCUUACCACAUAAACGAUUGGGAAAUCUUCUUCAGCUGUUUUGAGACACUGCAAUAAUAUAAAUAAUAAUAAUAAUAAAUAAAUUAUCUAUGGCCCUGUCAUAACUAUAAAGGGAAG
Terrapene triunguis (Three-toed box turtle) is the source of this 6520-nucleotide messenger RNA. It is a transcript of the gene PRRC1, whose product is annotated as proline rich coiled-coil 1. Gene Ontology annotation, cellular component: cytoplasm. Gene Ontology annotation, molecular function: protein kinase A regulatory subunit binding. The coding region runs from base 269 to 1639 and encodes 456 amino acids. NCBI's taxonomy places the organism in Eukaryota, Metazoa, Chordata, Testudines, Emydidae. Gene Ontology annotation, biological process: activation of protein kinase A activity. The transcript has 9 exons. The record is from RefSeq and is a predicted model, not a curated record.